AAGCAGUGCGUACAUGGAAUUGUGUUCACGGCGCGAUUUUCCUCAUUUUUCCGUUCGGAUAGUUUGUGCGUUUCUCAAACACGGUUCGCUGUUCUCGGUUCUCCAGCGGCGGCGGGGUGGCAAUUCGAAAUUCAACUCGAAAAUCCCCAUCGUCGUCAUCGUCAGCCGGAAGUUCCGGGACGCGGUAGUGUACGACGAACCUCCGGUGAUAUGUACCUUCGCGGUGGCUAGUGCUUUGUGUGGACCACGGUGUGUAUGUCGGAUGCUGCUACCGGCCGCGCGCGACCUCUAACCCUAUCCGAAGGGAUGAUAAUCGCGUGUCUGCAUUAGCGGAGAUCUCCUCCACGAGCUUCCAGAGUGAGAACGAGAGCAAAUACAUUAUCUCAAAGUGGAAUCAGCACACAAUGGAUGACACACGAGUGGCAAUAAAUAAAUACUGCGACCGGUGACGGAACAUAGAUAAAAAAAAGAAGAGAAGAAAAAAAAGUGCAGAAGCAAUCAAUUAGUGAAUUUCGGAAAAAUCAAGCCUAAUGAAAAUUUGUUCCAAUAGUGUGAGUUCCGGUGGAUGUGUUUUGUGUUUAUCCCCGCCGUUUUCUCGUCCUCUUUUGCUUACCUUCUCUCGGUCGGUCAGGUGAGAUCAUUCCCGCUUUCUACAAAACAAAACGCAGAGCAAAGGAAGCGCGCACAGCGUUUCGCGGACCGCCUGCUGCAAAAUUAAUGAUCGUCUGACCGGACUGCGAAAUUAAAAGCCCCAAAUUCGCGUGGCGCGCAACGAGCCCACGGAAGACGCUCUCUCCGGGUGCUUCUGCAGGUUGGACCACUGGUUGACUGACUCUGCUGCCGAGCUUUUGGGUUUCUCGUUUUGCGGGCGGAAAUAAUCCGAGCCGCAUAUCCCGUUAUAGUGAGCGGGUUUAAAAAUCUCGGGCGUACAGAAAUUACAUACCGACUGAGGCGCGAAAUAAAAAGGCCCGCCGGAAAUUGAGUUCGCAGAUUCGCGUGCUCUGGCAGAAUUUUUUCACGCAUCGUUAGGCAUCGCGUCGUGUGAUGCGGGAAGCUACCAUGGGAUGGCUCGAAAGCAGGGCCUUCAUCCCAAAACUAGGUGCUGCUGCCGCAGCAAUGAAUAAUUAAUCGUAGCUCGUAUAUUAUUGACGAUGUCUGGACCGGCUAUCGGAAACAUAUUUAUUCCGAAGCAAUGCUCGCGUUUAAUUAAAAAUCAGAGGGCCGAAACUGUGUGUGAGUGAAUUGUUUUUGAUGCCAGUGGCGAAGGGAAGUGGAGAUGAGCAUAGAACGACUGUCGUCAAUAAACGCAAAAACGACAUUGUGCGCCGUGGGAUUAAUGUGAUCUAAUUUAUCCAACAAACGGUAGAUUCGAAACCAUUUACCUGAAGCCGGUAAAAGUGUGCCAAAGUUUGAUAGGAAAGUGUUAACUCGAUUGAAUUUCAACAAAAAUUGCCAACCAAGAGUGAAGAAAAAAAAAAUAAUCAAGUGCCAACGUUUUCACCCGAGUUUAUUUAUUUCCGAAAGCAGUGAAAGCAGCCUCCGGAAGAAAAAUGGUGGAUAUUAGCUCAAUCAUCGAGGGAUCCGUCAAGUUUCGAGACGGCAAGAAGUGGAAAUCUCGAUGGUGUGUUAUGCGAAAACUAUCCCCGGUAGCAGACUGUCUCCAUCUGCAGCUGUACCGGGACUCCAAAGAUCGCUACAAAAAUGGCCAGACGAAGGCUUCGCUCUCGCUGCAGCACUUCCUCGGCGUCGAGACCGGCUUCACGCUGGACAAAGAGUCCAACACAAUAGCAAUAAUCUGUCAGGACGUGAUAGUGGUGCUUGCGUUCGACACCCGGGAAAGACUGAUACAGUGGCAGGUCAAAAUAUCCAACAACUUGGGAGAUGACUUGCAGUACUUGGUGCUGGUCUCGUCGGCGCCGCCAAAAGCUAAACUGUCGACGGGACCAGCACGGAUGCACGUUCAGGAUCAUCGAUUUUGUUUGACGACGGGCGUUCCACCACGACUGACUGGCAUGUGGAACAUUCAACAUCUCAGACGGUACGGAGUCGUAGAUAAUCGGUUCUGCUUCGAGGGAGGAUCGAGCUGUGGGAAGGGCGAGGGUUUGUACGUAUUCGUAACGGAUCUGGGGGAUGAGAUUACGCAUGCCCUGAAGUUGGCGUCACAGGGUAAACUCGCUACGAAGAAGCGAGCAGCUGCGAAGAAAAUUACAGCAUUGGAUAGCCCCCGGAAAGGAGCGGAGUCACGUUGCACUCACUACAAUGACGACAUCUGCACGGUACAUAUCGAGAACUCGACAUGUACCUGCCGAACGGCUUAUUGGCCUUCGGCAGAGUCCAGAGAUCUGGAUAGUAACUAUGGUUGUGGUGAUACGGCUUCCGUUUCCGAAGGACACGACAGUAUCAACGAAAUGGAUUCAUUCCCUAGGAGUACCGUCGCCAACUUGGAGCGUUGCAUGAGCUGCAUCUCCAAGCUGGGCGCUCCCUCGAUGUCCCGCAGUUCGACCGUUACGGGAACGCCGGGAGCGGUCGCACCAACGCCCGCCUGGCACACGAUGACUGAACACAACAAUCACAUCAACCAAUCGCACAUUUCCAAAACCCCCGCUCUAGAUAGGAUGUCGCUAUGUUCGCACGGUAGCAGUAACAACUCGGAGUAUUCCAUCCCCCGGCAGACCUGUGCCCCGAGUCAACCAAGCGCUGAGUCCUGGUACGAGAAGGUCCCUGCCACGCAGUUCACCUGCAUGCACAAUCGGCCCACCUCCCCGUGCCAGUGUUGCCCACCGGGAAGACCACCGAAACCCAAAGAAAUCCCACUGCACAUCACCGCUCCCAUUCAUUCGGCCAUCAUGUCUUGCCGACCGUCUCAGCCAAAUGCGGCCGUUGGUCCCUACGAAAACUAUGACAUCCCAAAGAUCCCGGUCGCUGUCGAUGAAAGCGGUAGCGCAGCGGAGAACUACGACACACCUAAGAAAAUACAAGAGUACCUGUCCAAAGAGACGCCGAGUGGUGAUAAGGGAGAUGUGGGUAGCUACGGUAACUACGACACGCCUCUUUCGCUGAGUAAGGCCGUCUGUGGGUGCCUCAGUGGAGUCCAGCAAAGCGUAACGCAGCACGCGAAGGAAUUGGGGGGUCCUAGGGUCGACUGCACGUGCAAUAGGGUGAUGUCCUGGGCUGAUAAUUGGAUAUCACUGCCGCUGUGCAAGCGAGGGAACGGAAUUGAAAAUACGGGUGUACAUAUUAAUAAGGUUAAGCUAAGUGGCGAGGGUAAGAUGCCGGUUGUGGACGCUAGCAAUGAGAAUGCUAUCUACGCAACCGUAGAUAUGACUAAGAAGAUUCGUAAUCGACUGGAGGGAUCGUGUGAGUGCAAGACCGAAGCCGAAGGCACCAAGGAUAAGAGCGAUGGUAGUUACAACAACUACGAGGACGUGGAGAUACUUCCCGCGGAUCAGAAAUCCAACUACGCAAACUUGGAGUUCGAGAGAUCACUCGAAAACUACGAAAAUUCCAAGGAGGUCCUACAGAGAGCUGGUCUCUCGAUGCAGGACUUCGAGGAGGAGCAGAAGAUCUGCCAUAAGUGUGGUCAUCCCAGCGCAAAAACUCCGGAGGCUGAACAAACCAAAGCUGAGACUCAGGCUGCAGACAAACAGGAAAAUUACAUGAUGAUGGAACCAGCUAUCAACAAGUCCAAAUUUCCAGGCUACAUCCCGAUGUCUCCGGCCGCCCAAACAGCGGCAUCGGAUGCAGAGCCCCCACCCGCAUCACCAACGGCUCCUCCGUUACCGUUCAAAUCCGACCUACUUAAGCAACGGAUGAGCCGAAUCAUCGGCGAAAAAUCCGCCAGCAAUCCGAGCCUUUGUGGUCCCGCGGUUGAUCGCAGUCGGAAGCGGAUCGACGACGAAACGCGAAUUCCAGGAAGUGCCAUGUUGAAAGCGUCCACCAGUCCGUACACCCGCAAACAACUGCUGGAUCACAGUGAUUUGCUUCCAUGUGAUAAGAAGCUGUCGCCCCGAAAGAGGUCAGCCUCGGCCGAAUCCUCCCGCUUCCUGGAUGAAGGUGAGGAAGUGUACAGUCCACUAAGCGGGACCGCCUCGCCCAGUAUGGAAACAUUGCGAAAACCUAUGGCCACCGCGUGUAACAUCGAAAUCCGACGAUCGUCCUCACCCUGUGUGCACCAAGGAACCGGAAUGUGCUCUGGUGACAUGUGUUGCUCAAAAACAGCAGCCGAAACAGAGGAUGAAAUUUCCGUUUCCACCAACCCUAGUCAAAACUCGCAAUCCGUUUACAUCCGAAGAUCGGAAAGUGUUCCAUGCAAGGCCCAGAAUAGAGAUAGUUCUAGCUCCAAUGACUCCGGCGUCUCAACCGGCUCGUUGCGGCAGCGCGGAACCGACUUCACCGAAUUCGAGCUGCCUCUGACGACGGCGAUGUCCGCGCGGAGACACCAGCGCCACGUGAUACCUCAACAGAACUGCGUACAUGCGUCCCUUCCUCGUCGGUCGAAGUCAUUUGAUCCACUGCGCGAGUUGUCGUUCCAGUUCCAGAAAAGUCGCGUUCCAGAGAAGAGCACUUCGGCCGAAGCGGAGGUUCCAAUUUGUCCGCCCAAAACAAAAAUGUACGGAAGUCCGGAUAUUAUGGCGGCCACCACGGCACCGUACAUCGAUUCCAGGAGCACCAGCAGUGGCACAUCGGACAUGUCCGAUUACAUUGAAACGCUGUCGCUGUCCAGCCACAGCUCGUCCGAUACGCCCGAGGGAAUGAGACACAUUCGGCAAGCUACUUCGACGCUACGACCCCGGUCUGGUAAGGAAUACCAGAACAUCGACCGAUCGAUUUUGGCCCUCACACAAGCGGGUAGUGAAACUUCGUUGAAACAUCCGGGCGCACCUUCCCAGCUGCGCGGACUGCUGUCCUGCUCGGCGAACUAUGCCAACAUCACGCCCGUUCCGGAGAAUGCCGAGUCACCCAGCCCGGGCUACCAGAGUGGAAGCUCGCCACAGGAUACCCAGGGUCAGCACUUUAUGUUUAAGAACUCGUCUUAGGUUGGUGAAUAUCAUCGUCACAAACCGGUCUGCAAAUGAAAGCAAUAAGAACUAACUUUUAGAUUUAAGCAUAACCACGUAAAAGAGAAUCAAAAUUACCUAUCUAUCUAUAUACACAACACACAGACAAACAAUAAGAGCAAAAUAGUGCGAAAAAAAAAUUUUUUUUUGUUGUGGUGAAAACUCGAAAACCACCUACACAAACAACAGAAGCUAAUGACUAUCCUAUACCACCAUCAUUGUGAGUAGGCUGGAGUAGGUGGGUUGAGAAUUGAAAGUACAGAGAGCAAGUGGAGGUAACGAUUUCGGUUCCGUCCUUCUUCGCAUUGUUCGUAAUAAUUGUUUCGCUUUGGAUUGGAUUGUUCACCUCCGGGGCAAAUAUUUUUCCCGUCCCGGAUUUCGGGUGUGGAAGCCUCCGGCUGUGGACAGAGGUUCCCCGCCACGGUAAACAAAGAAAAAUGAAGCGGAAAAUGGGAAAUUGUUCUUCCAGGUUUUACAUUCGGAGAAGCACAGAGCCGCCGGCCGGAAGGUAAACACUACAUUUUUAGCCGUAGCAAUGUGUUGUUUUUUGCAGAAUAUCCGGAGCGUUCAGUCGUUUGCUGGGCGAGAGGCCAAAUUCCAAAUCGCAAUCCGAAGACGUAAAUAAAUAUCGAACGUUGGAAAUCGGUCGAGAACCGAAACAUUUAUUUCUCAGGCCCGUUAUCGCCUAGGUUAUAUUUUUCUUACUGCUGUUUGUUUUCAAGAAAGUAAGCAUUGUUCGUCGAAACUAUGUCUUAUUGAGUUUUGACUCAUUCAGCCCAAUCGCUGGCAAAAUCAAAUAGUGCAGACCGCCUUCCCUCAUUUGUUCUGUUGAAGAAGUUAGUACCGGUAGGAAGGUUUACUUCAUGUUUUCCACACAUUUUUGCGAAAGAGACUGAGAAUGCGCUUCGGUUGCUUCGGUGCACUCCAAUCAACAUGGUUGGAAAGUGCCGCAUACCGGCCGAGAAGCGAACAAUUUUAUACAAUCUUCAAACACAGGAUAUCAAACAACAACGACUUUUUAUUGUUUUUGUUAUAGGUAAAGCUGAGUGUACUACAAGAGAGUAUUUUGUUGUACUGCGCUUUGUUGGUAAAAGACAGAAUGAGAAAGGCAAACACCCAUUCGGAUACGUGUAGAAUUCCAAAGGAGUAAAAACAAAAAUCAGAGCGAAAGUUUCAAUCGAAACUUUUUAUCCAAGUGCUAGUCUAAGCUAACGAAAGCCCCGUUUUAAACCGAAAGCAGGAAGUUAUUGUUGUAAAUAUAUAUAAAUGAUACAGAAGAAUAUACAAUUUGUGUAAUAUAAACGAUUGCCAAAAUAUCUAUUAUGAAAUAUUUAUUGAUAUACUUACCGCAUACCUAACAUAAAUGCAUAUAACCCAAAAACAACACAAACACUAGAAUAUACCAAUGAAGAACUUUUUUUUCGAAAAUUGUAUAUCUGGGGAGGACGAACCCUAACAAAAAAAACUAUUUUCUAUGUACAUAGAGCAACACAUUUUUAGAGUCCAUAUCUCAUCUGAGGGCCACUUUCAUCUCACUCAAGUCCACUUAAGAUUUUUACCCUUUCUUUCACUAACCUUUCACUUAAACCAAGAAAAAACACUAUUUAAAGGGGAAAACCAUACACAGCUCAUACUCAUUACUCUAUCUACACCUAAAUGACACAAGAGGAAGCAAAAUACACUUAUCGAACCCAUAAAGUCAUGAAAACGAAACACUAGUAAACAAAUCAAAUAAUAGCAUAAAUCGUUACUCGAGACUAGAGAAAGAGGAAGACGAAAACAAAACCGACAUUCAUUUUUAUGAUCAUUUCAGCGAUGGUUUCGAUAUACGGCUAGCAAAAUUCAACCACAAAAACAAAAACGAACUUAAAAAAAACAACAACUAGCUAAAUUCGGUAGUGAUUGGUAGAGAGAGUAUCGGAGCAAUCAUUAUUUUUAUUUCAACAAAAAACACUCGAACAUAAAAGACAGGUCCAUUAGGGACGCGGUGAGUCGGAAGCGAUUCUUGUUUUUAAGAGGAGGAUCUUCGCAGGUGCCGUUUUACAGGAAAAUAAAUUAAAACCCAUACACUCACACGAAACAACACAUAAAAACAUUCACACACAUACACCCACGUACGGUAGUGUCGAUGCGGAGCAGCAGAAAAAAGGGUGAAUCUAGGGAAAACACAAGAGAGGGUGAAAUGCGCGCUUUCCGAAGGUUAUUUAUUGCGUUCUUUUUUAUUAUGAAACUGAUGAAACAUUGUGACGUAGAAAUAUUUAUAUUUUAUACAAAAGUGAGGUGUUUGAUUUCGGAAACGUCGCCGAAAAUAGGAACGCGAGAAGGAAGAGAGAAAAAAAUCUUGUAAAUAGUAUUUCUAUUUCGGGGCGGAGCAUUAGAAGCGGGCGAUGAAAAUGUAAUCGAUAAUCGGUUUGUAAGGUAUGGAUUAAACCCCGCUGGGGAGAAUGAAAAAAAGCACAGAAAAAUACACACCACAAGGGGAUGCAAGUGAAAAUACAACAUGUAUGAAGGAAGUUGAAAUUAUACACGAGCAAGUCCAAAUAAAAGCUAUCGAAACUUUCAUAAA
Messenger RNA from Toxorhynchites rutilus septentrionalis, 7623 nucleotides. RefSeq lists its product as uncharacterized. The transcript is spliced from 10 exons. Gene Ontology annotation, biological process: neuromuscular junction development; positive regulation of protein tyrosine kinase activity. The coding region runs from base 1551 to 5036 and encodes 1161 amino acids. Gene Ontology annotation, molecular function: protein kinase binding. NCBI's taxonomy places the organism in Eukaryota, Metazoa, Arthropoda, Insecta, Diptera, Culicidae. The record is from RefSeq and is a predicted model, not a curated record.